This is a messenger RNA of Siniperca chuatsi (mandarin fish), 3203 nucleotides long. It is a transcript of the gene crhr1, whose product is annotated as corticotropin releasing hormone receptor 1. The coding region runs from base 312 to 1610 and encodes 432 amino acids. Gene Ontology annotation, biological process: adenylate cyclase-activating G protein-coupled receptor signaling pathway; cell surface receptor signaling pathway. Gene Ontology annotation, molecular function: corticotropin-releasing hormone receptor activity; corticotrophin-releasing factor receptor activity; corticotropin-releasing hormone binding. Lineage: Eukaryota; Metazoa; Chordata; Actinopteri; Centrarchiformes; Sinipercidae. Gene Ontology annotation, cellular component: plasma membrane; neuron projection. The transcript has 14 exons. The record is from RefSeq and is a predicted model, not a curated record.
AGUAACGGCUUUCUGUGUGGAGGACAGGACAGACCUAGACCCGGACAGACACGGACCCCCCUUGUUUUCUGGUCUGGUUCGGCUUGUUUCUCCCCGCUGCCUGUGUUGAAUGUUGGAUCUAACCCGGCUCGGCUCGGCUCGGCUCCGUUCGGUUUGGAUCUCUCCUCCUCUGUUGUGGAUCUGUGUGGUGGAUCUGUCCCGGCUCGAACCGACAUGAAGCGGGAGUUAAACCGGACCGCACCGCGCGGGACGAGGCUGUGAACGGAAGGACCGCCGCGUGCCAGAGCGCGCGCGACCGUGCGGAUGAAUGAAUGACCGAGAUGGAAAAACUACUGAGUCAGGUGGUGUGUGUGUGCGUGUUGUUGAGCGGACGAGUUUCUCCGGCAGAGUUAACCUGCGAAACGCUGAUCCUGCUAUCGACCAACUUGACAGCGAGGACGUUGGCGUUACUAAACCAGACGUUCACCAUCAGUAACACUUCAGGUUUAUAUUGUGAUCUGUCUGUGGACGGUAUAGGAACCUGUUGGCCUCGCAGUGCAGCAGGAGAACUAAUCUCCAGACCCUGUCCUGAACAGUUUAACGGCAUCCAUUACAAUACCACGAACCGGGUGUACAGAGAGUGUCAGUCUAACGGCAGCUGGGCUCCUCGAGGAAACUACAGUCAGUGCACCGAGAUCAUCGUCCUGAGGAAGAGUAAAGUUCAUUAUCAGGUUGCUGUGAUCAUCAACUACCUGGGUCACUGUAUCUCUCUGGGAGCUCUGUUACUCGCCUUCACACUCUUCAUGAGACUAAGGAGUAUUCGCUGUCUGAGGAACAUCAUCCACUGGAAUCUGAUCUCAGCAUUCAUCCUGAGGAACGCAACCUGGUUUAUCGUCCAGUUAACAAUGACCUCUGCUGUUACCGAGAGCAACCAGGUGUGGUGCAGGUUGGUGACAGCAGGUUAUAAUUAUUUCCAUGUGACGAAUUUCUUCUGGAUGUUUGGUGAAGGUUGUUACCUCCACACGGCCGUUGUUCUCACCUACUCCACCGACAAACUCAGGAAGUGGAUGUUCAUCUGCAUCGGCUGGGGUAUUCCAUUUCCCAUCAUAGUGGCCUGGGCUUUCGGGAAGCUUUACUACGACAACGAGAAGUGCUGGUUUGGAAAGAGGGCAGGGGUUUAUACAGACUACAUCUACCAAGGCCCCAUGAUCCUGGUCCUGCUGAUUAACUUUGUCUUCCUGUUCAACAUCGUUCGGAUCUUGAUGACCAAACUAAGGGCGUCGACCACCUCAGAGACCAUCCAGUACAGGAAGGCGGUGAAGGCGACGCUGGUGCUGCUGCCUCUGUUAGGAAUCACCUACAUGUUGUUCUUUGUGAAUCCUGGAGGAGAAGACGAAGUUGCUCAGAUCGUCUUCAUCUACUUUAACUCCAUCCUGGAGUCCUUCCAGGGUUUUUUUGUUUCAGUUUUCUACUGUUUUCUCAACAGUGAGGUGCGGUCUGCGGUCAGGAAGCGUUGGAUUCGUUGGCAGGACCGUCACUCCUUCCGGAGCCGGGCGGUGCGUGCCACGUCACUGCCCACCUCACCGAGCAGAGUCUCCUUCCACAGCAUCAAACAGUCCUCCAACCUCUGACAGACAGACUGUGUCUCUGUUGGACCUGAACUCAUCCAGCUGCAAUCUGUGAUGUAAUUCCAGUCAGCCAAUCGGAGGCUUUAUUCUGUGUUGGGACCUGGUUCAACCAACCAAUGGAUCAGAGUGUGGAGCCAAUCAGACGGAGAUCUGUCAGUCAGAACUGUCUGGCCCCGCCCGUCUUCAUGUGCUGACCAAUCACAGGACUUGACCAAUCAGCUGAUUCCACAGGGUCACAGACAGAUGUGACAUCAGGCAGUGGGACUGUGUUCAUGUUCUAUAAUCAACACGUUUAUUGAUGUGUGUUAUUCAUGAGCUAUAAGUGUCUAUAUUGUAACAUUGAUCACCAGCUUUCUCCUAUUCAACAGAGCUAACAACACACACAGUAGAUGGUAGUAAUUAUCUCAAAGAGACAGUCGAGUCAGCUGCAGCGAUCAGAACAUUUCAGGACAGGCUGCAAAAUAAUCCUAAGACUUUAUGGGCUAUUUGUUACCUUGAAAUGUUCCUGAGCACGCCCCCACACCAAGAGACUGAUUUCAAACUAAAUACGUCAUCAGUCCACUUAACUACUCUUCCAGUUUGUAACUAACAAACUAAUAUGAGAAGAAAACAAAGUGAGUGUCCCGAACGCAACAUGAACACAGCACAUGUCAGAGAGCUGCGCUGUCACCGGGGGGCGCUCUAACAAACUCACAGAUUAUAACAAAAUCUACCAGCACUAUAAUAAUUUGGGGGAUUAUAUCCAGUACAGAUUACAGCUAAACACAUUUUGAGAUUAUGAUGUAGUCGGGCAUUAUAACAAAUUCUGGGGAGUUAAAACUCAUUCGGGAAAUUAACAAAUUUGCAGAAUAUUCUAAAUUCUAUUGUUUUGUGAUUAUAAGACAUUUUGUUGUGAUUUGUGAGCAAACUCCAGGACUUCUUUAAUAUGUUGAUGACAUGUUUUUCUACUUUUAAUAUUUGCACUUUCCAUGAGAUGGAUGCUGGUAUAUUUAAAAUAUAUAUUUAUCAUAAAUUGUAAUUGUUGCUGUGCACAUUUGCACUCUACAGAGUUAACUGUAAAUCUUACUUUAAAUAAAAAGAACCAGUUUAGGGCCUCCAUAGAGGGUCGGCUCUGACGGAGACCAGUAGUACAAACAGUAACCACAGUAACCAUAGGAACCAUAGUAUAGUUAGUACCUGUAGGUCUAUAUAGAGGGAAACACUCAGGAUGAAACACAAACUGCUCCUCUUCCUCCUUUUUCCUGAUCUCAUAUUUAUUAUUGUGCCUGAAUGUGUGUGUGUGUGAAUAUUAAACUAAAAUAAGUGGCAUUAUAAGCUGGAUAAAUAUCUGGAUAAUUAUCUUAUAAUAAAUAUUUGAUUUAAAAAUGUUAGUUUUUGUAAAUAUUGAAUUUAUAAUAAUAUCAGAUUAAAAUGAAAUAUAUAAUUUGAGAUGUUUCAGUGACACGAGGAGUGCUCGGUUUGUCCACCUGACACCUGAAUAGAAUGAUGUUUAAUGAACGGCUGAGUGAAGUUUAAAGUUUAUCUGCAUAUUGUACAUUUAGCUGUGACCUUCUGUAUCUACUGAUGUCUAAUAAAUAAAUACAUUCUUCGACAGGA